This is a messenger RNA of Salarias fasciatus (jewelled blenny), 2049 nucleotides long. RefSeq names its product FAST kinase domain-containing protein 3, mitochondrial-like. Gene Ontology annotation, biological process: mitochondrial RNA processing; regulation of mitochondrial mRNA stability. NCBI's taxonomy places the organism in Eukaryota, Metazoa, Chordata, Actinopteri, Blenniiformes, Blenniidae. Gene Ontology annotation, molecular function: RNA binding. The record is from RefSeq and is a predicted model, not a curated record. The transcript has 10 exons. The coding region runs from base 102 to 2027 and encodes 641 amino acids. Gene Ontology annotation, cellular component: ribonucleoprotein granule; mitochondrial matrix.
GAUUACCAAACGCUGGAGAGGAGUUCUGUAACAUGUCUCGGCUUUAACAUUGUCCUGCUGUCCCACUGAAGGAAGAAGCGUCUGUGGGGGAACAAUCAACCAUGAAGUCCAUGGCGUGUAUCUCCACAUCUGUCAGAGCUGCUUGUCAACAUGCGUCCUCCUGCUUCCCCCUGAGCCGGGGUCUGGUGGUCUGCACUUCGGUGGGCACUAACGUGAAUUUCGCUUGCAAACCAGUCAUUGCGCAACAGCCGCGCGUCACCGACGUGCGCUGUUUCCAAAAAACGCGCAGAGCAUCGGUGCAGUCCGCGAUCCCCGCUCCUCUCAGCCCUCGGGUGCCGGUACCGGUACCGGGAAGGAGAGACUCUGAGCUCCCCAUGUACCAGGCUGUGAGACGCGUGCCCGGUACAGUGUCAGCAGGCGCGCUCCCUCAGCUCUCUCCAUACACUCCGUACACCAGCCCGCAGGGGGAGGCAGCCGCUCUGGUUCAUCUGCAGUCUCUGUUUGAAGAGGAUGUCAUACACGACCUGUGCUCCAGACUGUCGGGCCUUCCCAGCAGUGAGCGGGCAGAGGGGCUGGCCACGUUACUGGGAGCGUGUGUUGAGUUCGGGUUGGAGGCCCACAGCCCUCCGGUUGUCAGGCUGAUGAAUGAGUGCCUGGAGCUGCUCUCCCAGAGGAGCGUUGGGAUGCCACAGCUUUGCCACCUGGGUGAGGUGGCGUGUGCCCUGGAAGGCCGCCAGUCACCCAUGGUGUCGGGGGUCCUGGACUCCAUUGGCACGGCUUUAGAAGAGGACGUGGUCUCUCCCAGCGAGGCCUCUGCCAUCUACUCCCUGCUGACUCUGUUGCACGAGCCUGGCAGCCGGCAGCAGGCGCUGAUUCUGUCCGCCCUGCACAGACACACACAGAGGCUGGUUCACCGGCUGAAAGCCAGCCAAGUCAGUGAGAUUCUGCAGUUCCUGCAGAAGUUACAACAGAGACAGGCCAUUUCUCUGGUGCUGAGGCUGAGUCACAGGGCAUCGCGGGUCUUUAAAGUGUUCAGAGAUGAUGAAAUAAUCAAGGUGCUGUCUGCACUGAUGACCCUGGGACAGCACCAUGAGGAGCUCCUGCCUGCUAUGGAGAAACACCUGCCAGAGAGACUGAGAAAUUGCGAUCCAGAGCUGAUCAGCACUGUCAUGGAGUACUGCCUGCAAAUGAAGUGCCGCUCUGAGCCACUCUUCGAGGCUGUGGCCGAGAACUUUGUGUGCAGCGCUGAGAGCCACACCACUCCUCAGAUAGCCAAACAAAUCGUCGCCAUGGGGAGGCUCAACUACCUGCCUCAGUGUUCCAGUAAAAUGUUUGAGAAGUUGGAGAGCAUCUUGUCAGCAAGGUUUAGCCAGUUCCCUCCUCGCUUGCUGAUCGAUGUGCUGCACUCCUGCAUCCACCUGGAACGUUUCCCACUCAACUAUAUGUCCAAAAUCUUCAGCUCAUACUUUCUGCAGAAGAUGCAAGAACAAGGUGAGCCCAUCAGCAAGAACACUUUGGGACAGCUGACACAGCUUCAUCUGUCUUCCUCGUUGGAGUGCUCAUACUACUGGGGUCCCAAGCUGCCUUUCUUCCUCCAUGUGAAGAGGUUUUCCUCUGUGGACCAGGCCUUCGAGACACCGAUGGAAACCCUGCUGUACAAACAGGUCAAAUGGCCCCUUGAACAGCUGCUGGGGGGAAGGUUAUACUCCACCAGGGUCUUUACUCACAGAGGGUACACCAUAGAUGUCGAGAUCUGCCUGGACGAGAAUGGAUUAGUUCUGCCUCUAUCGCAGUGGGAACACACACACAAAAGAAUCGCGCUGUGUUUGGACGGUCACAGUCGCUUCUGCAGCAACACUCAGCAUCUGCUGGGGAAGGAAGUCACGAAGAGGAGACACCUGCAGAAGAUGGGCUUUGAAGUGGUGCAGAUUCCUUAUUUUGAAUAUGAAGAGCUGAGAACCCACAAGGAACAAGUCCAAUAUCUUCACAAAAAGAUCUUUCCAACCAUCUCCAAGUUCAGCUGCUGAUCUCAGCCACUUCACCAAAGUG